CGCUCCCUUUUACCCUUUUCUAUUUCCCUCGCUUUCUUCUCUUCUACUUUCCCUCCCUUUCUAAGUACAAUACAGUGAACAGAAUUCUGUGCUCCCGCCAAAACGACAGCCAUGAACCGAAAUGGCAACACCAGGAAGCGUCCACUGCCGACAUCACAACCCACGCCAUCGCCACCAGCAGCGAAGCAGCAAGCCACGACACCAGCCGUAGACGACGAAUUCGUGGAUGAGGAUGUCUUCCUUGACGAAACCCUCAUUGCGGAAGACGAAGAGAAUCUCAUCCUCCGCGACAUGGAAGAGCGUCAGGCCCUUGCAUCUCGCCUUGCCAAGUGGUCUCGCCCGUCCCUCUCUCACGAGUACACUUCCCAAUCUCGGAGCAUUCUAUUUCAGCAGUUGGAGAUUGAUUAUGUGAUUGGAGAGAGUCAUAAGGGGCUGCUGCCUGAUAGGUCAGGAAUGGCUGCGAUUAUCAGAAUUUUCGGGGUCACAAGGGAAGGACAUAGUGUUUGCUGCCUAGUUCACGGAUUUGAGCCAUAUUUUUACAUCAGUUGCCCUCCUGGAAUGGGUCCUGACGACAUUUCUCGUUUUCAACAAAUUCUUGAGGGGAGGAUGAGGGAGAUGAAUAGGAACAGUAAAGUGCCCAAAUUUGUCCGGCGAAUAGAAAUGGUCCAAAAAAGGAGCAUUAUGUAUUACCAGCAACAGCCUUCACAUCCUUUUCUAAAGAUUGUAGUUGCAUUGCCAACAAUGGUGGCCAGCUGUCGUGGUAUUCUUGACAAAGGAAUACACAUUGAUGGCCUUGGUAUGAAGAGCUUCAUGACGUAUGAAAGCAAUGUUCUCUUUGCCCUCCGCUUCAUGAUUGAUUGCAACAUUGUUGGUGGAAAUUGGAUUGAAGUACCUGUUGAAAAAUAUAAGAAGACAUCAAAGAAUCUGUCCUAUUGCCAAUUAGAGUUUGAUUGCUUGUAUUCAGAAUUGAUCAGCCAUGCCCCAGAAGGUGAAUUCUCAAAAAUGGCUCCAUUUCGCAUUUUAAGUUUCGAUAUUGAGUGUGCUGGUCGUAAAGGUCAUUUUCCCGAGCCUACCCAUGAUCCUGUUAUUCAGGUGGCCAAUCUAGUUACUUUGCAGGGAGAGGACCAGCCAUUUAUUCGUAAUGUCAUGACUUUAAACUCAUGCUCUCCUAUAGUUGGUGUAGAUGUGAUGUCAUUUGUUACAGAAAGAGAUGUCCUACUGGCUUGGAGGGAUUUUAUCCGUGAAGUGGACCCAGAUAUUAUAAUUGGAUAUAAUAUCUGCAAAUUUGACUUGCCGUAUCUCAUUGAGAGAGCUGAAACUUUGGGAAUAGCAGAAUUUCCUCUAUUGGGCCGUGUCAGGAAUAGCAGGGUUCGGGUCAAAGAUACAACAUUUUCAUCAAGACAAUAUGGUACAAGGGAAAGCAAAGAAGUUACAUUGGAAGGGAGAGUUCAAUUUGAUUUGCUUCAGGCAAUGCAACGAGAUUAUAAAUUAAGUUCUUACUCGUUAAAUUCUGUCUCAGCACACUUUCUCUCUGAGCAGAAAGAAGAUGUCCACCAUUCAAUAAUAUCUGAUCUUCAUAAUGGUAAUGCAGAAACUAGGAGGCGGCUUGCCGUAUAUUGUUUGAAGGAUGCUUAUCUCCCACAGCGGCUCUUGGACAAGCUGAUGUUUAUUUAUAAUUAUGUAGAAAUGGCUCGUGUCACUGGUGUCCCGUUAUCUUUCCUUCUUUCCAGGGGACAAAGUAUCAAGGUACUUUCUCAACUCUUGAGGAAGUCUAAACAGAAGAACCUUGUUAUUCCCAACGUCAAACAGGCAGGAUCUGAACAAGGAACAUAUGAAGGCGCAACUGUUUUGGAAGCUAGAGCAGGAUUCUAUGAAAAGCCAAUUGCAACACUAGAUUUUGCAUCUCUGUAUCCUUCAAUAAUGAUGGCAUAUAAUCUAUGUUACUGCACUCUGGUGACUCCUGAAGAUGUUCGUAAACUCAACAUCCCACCUGAAUGUGUCAACAGAACUCCAUCUGGUGAAACAUUUGUAAAAUCAAAUUUACAAAAGGGAAUUCUUCCUGAAAUUCUUGAAGAACUAUUAGCAGCUCGAAGAAGAGCAAAAGCAGAUUUGAAGGAAGCCAAGGAUCCACUUGUGAAGGCUGUUCUAGAUGGUCGACAACUGGCUUUGAAGGUAAGUGCAAAUUCUGUCUAUGGAUUUACAGGAGCAACUAUUGGCCAAUUGCCAUGUAUAGAGAUAUCCUCUAGUGUUACAAGCUAUGGUCGACAAAUGAUUGAACACACCAAAAAGCUUGUGGAAGAAAAAUUUACCAUAAUAGGGGGAUAUGAACAAAAUGCAGAGGUUAUAUAUGGGGACACAGAUUCAGUUAUGGUACAAUUUGGUAUGCCUACUGUCACAGAAGCAAUGAAGUUGGGAAGAGAAGCUGCUGAAUACAUCAGUGGAACUUUCAUAAAACCCAUCAAGCUAGAAUUUGAGAAGGUUUAUUAUCCAUAUCUGUUGAUUAGCAAGAAGAGAUAUGCUGGUUUAUUCUGGACUAAUCCAGACAAAUUUGACAAAAUGGAUACUAAAGGCAUUGAAACAGUUAGAAGAGACAACUGUUUAUUGGUCAAAAACCUGGUAAAUGAGUGCCUUCACAAGAUAUUAAUAGACAGAGAUGUGCCUGGUGCAGUUCAAUAUGUCAAGAAUACCAUCUCUGAUCUUCUUAUGAACCGUAUGGAUUUGUCACUUCUGGUUAUUACUAAGGGUUUGACAAAGACUGGAGAUGAUUACGAAGUUAAGGCGGCUCAUGUUGAACUUGCUGAACGCAUGCGCAAGAGAGAUGCUGCCACUGCUCCAAAUGUCGGGGAUCGUGUACCUUACGUCAUUAUAAAAGCUGCAAAAGGUGCCAAGGCUUAUGAAAGAUCAGAAGAUCCUAUCUACGUUCUGGAAAAUAAUAUACCAAUAGAUCCUCAGUAUUACCUUGAAAACCAAAUUAGCAAGCCACUUUUAAGAAUUUUUGAGCCCAUUUUGAAGAAUGCCAGCAAGGAACUCCUUCAUGGAAGUCAUACAAGAUCUAUUUCCAUCUCCACUCCUUCAAAUAGUGGCAUUAUGAAAUUUGCUAAGAAACAACUCAGUUGCAUUGGCUGCAAAGCCCUAAUUAGUAAUUCAGAUCGAACUCUCUGCUCACAUUGUAAGGGAAGAGAAGCAGAAUUGUACUGCAAAACAGUUUCUCAAGUGUCUGAGCUAGAGUUGCUUUUUGGGAGGCUGUGGACACAGUGCCAAGAGUGCCAGGGCUCUCUUCAUCAAGAUGUUCUUUGCACCAGUCGGGACUGCCCAAUAUUUUAUCGGAGAAAGAAGGCACAAAAAGACAUGGCUGAAGCCAAACGGCAGUUGGAUAGGUGGAACUUUUGAUCUGAUAACAAGGAAAAUCCAAAAGUCAAUCGUCAGAGAGGCUUGCAAUGGUUCAGGGUCCAAAUGAAUUGAAAGGUUGCUUUAUCUAAUUGUAAGAAUUAAGGCAGAAGCUCUGUUGAGUCAUGCAAUAAAAAAUGACAAUCGGAUUGCGCAGGGUGAAAUUCAGAUUGGCUUUUGGUAGUUGGGAAGUUCAACUAGGGGACAAGCUUACAAUGGUUGGAACUCCAUAUGCUGUCUAUAUAUGCUAUUUGUUUCACUGAUCUUUAUGCCGUCGAGAUGCUUCUCAACUGUAGAAAUGGUAGUAUCAGUUUUGUUUUGUAGUUUUAUCUUUUUUAGGGUAAUCAAUAGUGUAAUUAAUACAUUUUCGGAGUUAUUUAAUAGAUAAAUGUCAACCCC
This is a messenger RNA of Hevea brasiliensis (rubber tree), 3786 nucleotides long. RefSeq names its product DNA polymerase delta catalytic subunit. Lineage: Eukaryota; Viridiplantae; Streptophyta; Magnoliopsida; Malpighiales; Euphorbiaceae. The record is from RefSeq and is a predicted model, not a curated record. Gene Ontology annotation, molecular function: 3'-5'-DNA exonuclease activity; DNA binding; DNA-directed DNA polymerase activity. The transcript has 31 exons. Gene Ontology annotation, biological process: DNA-templated DNA replication; base-excision repair, gap-filling; DNA replication proofreading. The coding region runs from base 112 to 3390 and encodes 1092 amino acids. Gene Ontology annotation, cellular component: delta DNA polymerase complex.